AUGGAGGUACCAUCACAACGACCUCCAUCUAGAGCUCCAUCUCGCAGACUAACCCAAGUACUCGGUUCCCAGGUGCCCAAAGCCCGGGGAGCUGGCAGGUCAGGCCCACGUCGCCGAACGGGCUGCCUGACAUGCAGGGCCCGGAAAGUGCGCUGCGACGAAACAAAACCAAGCUGCUCAAACUGCGAUCGACUACGACUGCGCUGUGUCUACAAACCCCCUACUGCCCUCGGUGACUCCUGGGCUUCACCACCACAAUCCAAUAACUUUUCCUCAGCGCAUGCAUCCCAGACUUCCCCGUCACCCGCCAUAAGCACCGUUUCGCAAACAGCGUCAGUAUCAGCAGCCGCUGUCGCUGCAUCUGCAUCUGCAUCGCAUCGCUCGCCUGAUCUGAACUUUUUCAACACUGUGCUUCGUUCGGACGAUCGCCAUCGGACGAUCCCCGCGCUAGCUACACCGAUUCGACGACUCCCCACGGAUUCAGAGUACCCGGUGCUCGGUGGACCAUUCGAUAUGCUUGGAUUUAUGGGAGGGAUAACCUCUGAAUUGGAGCAAAAACAUAUCGAUUUAACUAGCGGACUUGCAGCAUUUGCCUCUAGUCCCCCACAAACGCUACCAGCAUCCGCUGGUAGCGCCACAGAAGAAGGGCAGUUUUCUGGAACUCGACCUCCAACCCUCAGUCCAGGCGCACAAUCGUCUCUAGCUGACGGGACGUCCGUUGGUAGCGCUUCAGAUGCGGCGACCACACGUGGCAGUGGCAGCUGGUCUGACCCCGGCACCACUUCUUAUGAAGAGCAACUCCUCCAGCAUUUCCUAGGAAGUGAUCCGCCCGCAGGACUAUUUGCGCCAGUGGCUAUGGAAUGGAAGUAUGUACGACCGGCGGUGCUGGCAUAUGGACGAGACUUUAGUCCACUUUUGAAUGCGUUGUACUGUUAUUCAGACAUCCACAAGGCGGUUACAGAAGGAGGGAAACGAUGGCGCUGGGCGCCGACAUACUAUCGAGUAGCGAGCUCAGAAAUCCAGGCGUGCCUGCUUGGUGAUGUGACUGAGCCAACAUUGAUCAAAAUAUUUGCGACUAUCUUUUUCUUGAUGUUAUCUGAGCUCUUUUCAUCUCCCGAGCUAUGCGCUCCUGGGACCUCAUACCUCCACUCUGCUUACCUUUUACUGCAACGAUUCGACAGCCGAACAAGAAACUGGACGGGCCUUGGGCAUUUGUUGGCGUCGUGGGUUUCGCUACUCGAUGUAAAAUCACUAAUCGCAGGACGUGAAGGCGACCCGUUAGUUGAACUGAGCAAUAUCUCCGAACAAGGAUCAAACUCUAGGUUAGAGGCACAAGGUGCGCGGGGCCCCCGAGCACCAGUCGAGGAACCAAAGGAGGAUGGGGCUGAAGAGCAAUUCCACAGCCCAAGCUAUCUAGUCUACGAGGCAAUCGUGGGCCCAGCAUUCCGGUUCUUCGUACAAGCACAACAAGUUGUACGGCGAAUAGUCUCGAUCGAUCUACAUCACCGCAGCCGCGGAACCCUCAGCGAUGAAUUCGAAGUCCUUCAAAUCGCACACAAAGUCGGCGCAGACCUUGAAACACUCUGGCACCGCCGCCCAUCCGUGAUCGAUGUAUACGGGCACCCAGAAGCACUAACAGAUACACUCUGCGCACCCAUAGCCCUUGAAGUCUGUCGCACAUUCCGCCAGUACAUAGCCAGCUUUCUGGCCAAUUUUAUCUACCUACAUCGCGUUGCUUUCGCCAUCUACCCACGCACUGAUCGUGUCAAUGGCGCCGUCAACCAAAUCAUCCACCUCGCAACCGUUGAAUCGGCCGGUACCGAAGAUGACCAUCUUCCUGUCAGCUUUCUCUGGCCAUUGUUUAUUGCUGGCUUGGAAGGUUCUCUGGAACAACGGCAAUGGGUCUUUCAGGAGAUGCAGCGUAUGGCAUCUGCUCGCGAGAACGAGACAGCUACGUCGUUCAGACGUCAUCCGUCUGCUGAGCAGGUUCUUCUGUUAUUGGAAGAAAUGACUCGACGGCAGGAUGCGUCGCGGACUUGGGCGGAUUCGCGGUGUGUGCGGCGGGAGCUCUUCUCGGACCCUUUUAUCCUGAUUUGA
This is a messenger RNA of Penicillium odoratum, 2097 nucleotides long. Its product is annotated as Zn(II)2Cys6 transcription factor. Bases 1 to 2097 code for a protein of 698 amino acids. The record is from RefSeq and is a predicted model, not a curated record. Gene Ontology annotation, molecular function: transcription cis-regulatory region binding; zinc ion binding; DNA-binding transcription factor activity, RNA polymerase II-specific. Gene Ontology annotation, cellular component: nucleus. The transcript is spliced from 2 exons. Gene Ontology annotation, biological process: positive regulation of transcription by RNA polymerase II. Lineage: Eukaryota; Fungi; Ascomycota; Eurotiomycetes; Eurotiales; Aspergillaceae.